AUGUCUUUCGACGAAUCUAUUAUUGAGGGAUUUAUUUGCCCAGGCUGUAUGGUAUCGUUCCGAACGGCCGAAGUCUUGCGUGUGCACUUUGAAGCAGAGCAUAAAUCGGACACUACCGGUCCUUUUAUGAACAGACUCGCUUUGAGAAGCAACCACUUGGUAAGCGUUUUUCAUACGACAGUAGAUCGGAUAGGUCAGUCCAAAUCGUUGACUUCGGAGUUUCACAAACUACGGAGGUCCCGUGUCAAUAGGGAUGCACUUGAGACCAACAGCCUACUUAUCCGACUAGAAAAGCUGAUUAACGCCCCACCUAUGUCUAAGAUACAAAGAAGAGGUAAGCAAUUUGUGGACUUCAAUACAUAUUUGUUUCUAUUUUCAGAAUUUGAACAAUCCGUUAUUUCGUGGAUUGAUGCGACGAAGGUAGAUCUUUGUCCAUCUUGUGGAAAGACUUUCGGGUUGGGUUUAGAAGAAGCCUAUCCCGUUGAUGAAUCCGCUCAUAAUCCACCCCGAUCUGCCAGUCAAAUCGGUAUUAACCCAUUGACGACCGUUGCUCAGCGCAGCAAGCUCACAAUAACUCGCAUUACUAAUGCCAUUUUGGAUUACAACCCCAUCUACCGUCGCCGACAUCACUGCCGGCUUUGUGGACAUGUGCUGUGCGCUGAUUGCAGCUAUUUUCUUCCCAGAAUCAGUGCUGUCCGACUUCUCGAAACUAUCGGUACUCACCAACUUGGUGUUUCUGAAUUUACAAACAAAGUGGGUUCGGAACCGUCUUCUCAAAUGAUUGAGUCGUCCAACCUGACACCCGUGUCUUCAUUGGGUUCGAAGGUUAUUUUCUUGUCUUCCACUGACUACCCUGUUCCAGUUCUAGAUAUAGAGCGGGCUGAUUCUACGUUUCACUGUUUGCGACUCUGUGCUGUCUGCAAGGACCUUUUGCAAAAGAAGCUGGACCGCCUGCAGUUUCGUCAGUGUGCUUCACCAGUUGCUUCACUUCACUCAGAGCUACGCGAACACAUGCGGAAAGUCAACGAUUCUCUUCCCUUAUAUUCGGCCGUCGCCGAAAGUUUACAUUCCGGUGAACAACGCUAUGCCCUCGAUAUGGCCAAGUCUAUGCGUCACGAGCUGUUGGAAUCGUUACAACAAAUCGAUUUUAUCCGCCGCCGAUUAGACGAGAUGGCUUCUAAGGUGGCUCCUGAUCGUGACCCACGUUCUCCAAGUGACGCCUCCAAGCCUCAAACCAAUUUGGCCAUGAUACGGUUACUUCGCACACUCAGUAAGAUGGCUUGCCAAUUUUUGCAAACGAAUUUGCCCCCACUGAGAGCUCUCCCGACUUUGCAGCAAUACGGAUCUUUGACGGCGCAGCGACAAGAUGAACUGGCGGCUCGGUGGGCCGAAGAGGAGCAAGCGUUGGCUCAGCUGGAACUACGUGUUGCCAAAGCUGCGAAGUCAUCCGCACCGCUUGCCUCUGAUGGUCCAACAUCGAAAUUCAAUAGCGCUGAUGCUAUCGACAGUCUGGCUAAACUGGCUUCGUCUAUCGAUGACGUUUCAGGUCAACUAAUCCGUGCACGAAAUAGUGGUGAUACGAAUAAAAUUCAGAAAUUGCUCAAGGAAUUAGAGAGACUUGAAACGAACUUUCAAACGAUGAGCAGUUUAUUGCAAAAGCAACAGUUAUAGUCAUUCGAGCCGUGAUAUUUCAUCUUUGUGCAAUGCUCCUCACUUAUAUGUUGCUUUCUGAUAAAUUUCUUUGAUAAAUUCUGUCG
Opisthorchis viverrini is the source of this 1757-nucleotide messenger RNA. RefSeq lists its product as hypothetical. Gene Ontology annotation, molecular function: metal ion binding. Lineage: Eukaryota; Metazoa; Platyhelminthes; Trematoda; Opisthorchiida; Opisthorchiidae. Bases 1 to 1671 code for a protein of 556 amino acids. The record is from RefSeq and is a predicted model, not a curated record. The transcript is spliced from 7 exons.